Molecule: messenger RNA, 422 nt
Organism: Caenorhabditis auriculariae
Lineage: Eukaryota; Metazoa; Nematoda; Chromadorea; Rhabditida; Rhabditidae
Source: the annotation of a GenBank genome assembly
AUGUCAAAAAAAGAGCAAUUUAUUAACAGGUAUUUCAAAAAUAAAAUCAUUCUUUUUUUCAGAUUUUUUUAUUCUAGGAAUUUCGAUGAUUAUGAAAUAAAACUCUCUCGGCCACUUUUCGUCGUUUUCGACAUUGAAAUUGAACUCGAUGCUCAUCCCAUCCCCAAAUUUGUGAGUUUUUCCAAGAAAAGAAAAAAAGAAAUCACAUAUUUAUAACUAUCACACUGACUUGAGGAAAAGAGACUAGUUUGAAACAUAACAACUUGAAAACUGAAACAAAAGCUGCUUUUCAGAUCCCCAUCGUUUUCAACAUGAAAUCGAUCACAGCGAAUUGGAAGCAACGGCAAUUCGUUGAAAACUUCCAGAAGAACUUUUCCUGGAUCCCAGAUUUUGACAAUAUCGAGGCGAUAAUAUUCAACUAA